This is a messenger RNA of Rosa chinensis, 696 nucleotides long. RefSeq names its product F-box/kelch-repeat protein At3g06240-like. Bases 1 to 696 code for a protein of 231 amino acids. Gene Ontology annotation, molecular function: protein binding. The transcript has a single exon. Lineage: Eukaryota; Viridiplantae; Streptophyta; Magnoliopsida; Rosales; Rosaceae. The record is from RefSeq and is a predicted model, not a curated record.
AUGGCUUACGAAGUCAUUGCUCUGAUCCCCAUCACUAUAAAGCCUCAAAAACUUGUGCUUGUUUUCUUUCGUAUUAAACCCUUUGAACUUCUUCUCAUGGGCUCGUUCGCCGCGACGAAUAUCGAUCUGCAAUUGCACAUCUCCGAGUGCUUACCGAAAGAUUUGAUAGUGAAAAUCUUGGAGAUGCUGUCGAUCAAAUCCCUAAUUCGCUUCACCUGCGUUUCGAAACGCUGGCGCUUCAUGAUAUUGUCCGACCCAAAUUUCGCCAAAUCCCAAUUCCAGAUAGCUUCCGAGCAGCAAACCGUAAGUCGCAGAGCCCUCUGCGAAGCUCAUGAAUCUGACUGUGAAUCCCUAGACUUUGAGAAACCGAUGGAUUCCAGAAAGGUUAGGUGCCCAUUCAAGCAACCGGGCCGUCGUGUCAGAAUACUGUGCUCCUGCAAUGGUUUGGUAGUUGCAGCUCCUAGUAAUUCAGAUAUGUAUAUCUGGAACCCAUCAACUGGCUUCUUCAAGAAAUUACCUGACCCAGGUCCUUAUGGUUUUGGCUAUUUGGCCGCCACUGACGACUGCAAACUUAUUGUUAAUUUUUUCCGUGGGGAGAAGAUAGUAAAGGCUAAGGUAUUCUCAUCAAGAGCUAACAGUUGGAAAACUAUUGAACUCCCUUACUGUCCCAUCAAUUACCAGGGGAUUUUUUUUUAA